Messenger RNA from Carcharodon carcharias (great white shark), 11757 nucleotides. It is a transcript of the gene tanc2a, whose product is annotated as tetratricopeptide repeat, ankyrin repeat and coiled-coil containing 2a. NCBI's taxonomy places the organism in Eukaryota, Metazoa, Chordata, Chondrichthyes, Lamniformes, Lamnidae. The record is from RefSeq and is a predicted model, not a curated record. Gene Ontology annotation, molecular function: protein binding. Gene Ontology annotation, cellular component: dendritic spine. Gene Ontology annotation, biological process: regulation of dendritic spine morphogenesis. Bases 382 to 6591 code for a protein of 2069 amino acids. The transcript has 29 exons.
AUUGAGUUUGAUUUAUCUUAAUACGGAUGCCACUCAACACCCUGGGGCGGAGAGCGAGAAUUAAUCACAGGGUAAAACAGAUGACACAGAUCUGGACUAAUCCUUUGGGACCUAACUGUAAUUUCAUUGAAGUUAAGACCGUAAAAGAAACUAGCCUUAACAGCCAGCAGCAGCAGCUGUCACCUGCUGAUAUUCAUAAAGAUUGAUGGCGUAUCUGUGCUUCGCUUCGGUACGGGAUAGACUUGCACAGGUAAAAAAAGAUCAAAUGACGCCUGAGCAACAAAGUGGAAUGAUUGAGCAACAUAAGUCUUUACUGUCAGUGAGAAGCUUUGGAGCCUUCAGAAUUUGGAGUAGACGCUGACAAGCCCUGGGGGUGAAGAUAUGUUCCGUAACAGCCUAAAGAUGCUUCUCAGCGGUGGGAAGUCUAACCGCAAGAAUAGAUCAAGUGAUGGUGGGAACGAGGAACAAUCAGAACGGAGACAAACAAACAUAGAUUCUCGACAGAACCGGUCUGGACAAGGUGUGUCCAAUACGGAGAACGAUUGUGCUUUUGAACCAGAUUACUCUGUGCCGUCCCUCCCAGUUUCUGAAGGAAUGCAACACAUAAGGAUAAUGGAAGGAAUGUCCCGCUCUCUCCCCUCCUCCCCUCUGCUGACACACCAAUCCAUCAGUGUCCGCCUUCAACCUGUGAAAAAAAUAACAGCCCCCCUGAGGAAGGCGAAGUUUGUGGAAAGCCCUCGAGUCCCAGAAUCGGAGCUCAGCUCCCCAACCAGAACCACAGCCAAGAAGCCAGACUUGGAUGCUUUCUGCCCUGGUGACACAGAACAGGAACUGGGACCCCCACCAUCUGUGGAUGAGGCUGCAAAUACACUCAUGACACGACUAGGCUUUCUGCUGGGAGAUAAAGCCUCAGAGGUACAGACAAGCACAGAAUACAGCAUGGAGGAACAGGAUGAAAAUCAGACAUCUACAGAAACACAGCGAAUCAGCCCCUGCUCCACUUUGACAAGCAGUACUGCUUCCCCACCUGCUAACAGUCCCUGUUCCACCCUACCACCUGUCAGUACGUCUGCAACUGUUAAGGAUUGCUCUUAUGGAACUGUCACCAGCCCAACUUCCACACUGGAGAGCAGGGACAGUGGCAUCAUUGCAACUUUGACAAGCUAUUCAGAAAAUGUGGAACGUACUAAGUAUGGUGGGGAAAGUAGUAAGGAAUCAAGCUCCAGGACAAACGUUAAGCCAUGGCAUGCUCAAAAAUCUGCCUUGGAUUCCUGCCUGUAUCGAGUGGAUGAAAAUAUAUCUGGCUCCACCUUCAGCUUGAAUAAAUUCCCGGAGAGAAACUUGGAGACCGUCUCAUCUCAGUCUGUCCACUCCAUCCCUCUGUACCUGAUGCCUCGACCAAAUUCUGUAGCAGCUACAAGUUCUGCCCAUCUGGAGGACCUAGCUUAUCUGGAUGAACAGCGACACACACCACUGCGGACAUCUCUGAGAAUGCCACGGCAACAUGUGGCAGGAGGUCGCACCCCCCAGGACAUGCGAGUACGUUUUGCACCAUACAGACCUCCAGACAUCUCCUUGAAGCCACUUCUGUUUGAAGUACCGAGCAUCACCACUGAUUCAGUGUUCAUUGGGCGGGACUGGCUCUUCCAUGAAAUAGAUACACAGUUAAAAUGUGGUAACCCCAGUGUGAACAGAGGAGUAGUGAUCAUAGCCAAUAUUGGAUUUGGGAAAACAGCCAUCAUCUCAAGACUGGUUGCACUCAGCUGCCAUGGUUCCCGAAUGAGACAGAUUGCAUCUGAUAGUCCACAUGCAUCUCCAAAGCAUGUAGAAGGCGGCAGGGAUCUACCACUUACCCAGCCACCUCAAGCCCACCCUUCUAUUGCCAGUGGGAGCUGCCCAAGCACGCCUGAACUCCGCCGUCGCCAGGAAGAAGCCAUGAAAAGACUGGCCACACAGGUGGUAGCCUACCAUUACUGCCAAGCAGACAAUGCCUAUACGUGCUUAGUUCCAGAGUUCGUGCACAAUGUGGCAGCUCUGCUCUGUCGAUCACCCCAACUUGUUGCCUAUAGGGAGCAGCUCCUCCGGGAACCGCAUUUACAGAGUAUGCUCAGCUUACGCUCCUGUGUUCAAGAUCCCAUGGCAUCGUUUAGAAGAGGAGUCCUGGAACCACUUGACAACCUGCGCAAAGAGCGAAAGAUUGCAGAUGAAGAUUAUAUCCUCUUAAUUGAUGGCCUGAAUGAAGCAGAGUUCCACAAACCAGAUUACGGGGACACGAUUGUGUCAUUUCUCACUAAAAUGAUUGGAAAAUUCCCAUCAUGGCUGAAGUUAAUAGUGACAGUUCGAACAACACUUCAGGAAGUGGCCAAACUUCUUCCAUUCCACAAGAUAUAUCUGGACAAACUGGAUGUGAAUGAGGCAAUAGAUCAGGACUUACAGGCUUAUAUCCUUCACCGAAUCCACAGCAGUCCUGAAAUCCAGAAUAACAUCUCCCUCAAUGGUAAAAUGGACAACACAACCUUUGGCAAACUCAGUACUCAUCUCAAGGCUUUGAGCCAAGGGUCAUAUCUCUACCUAAAACUGACUUUCGACUUGAUUGAGAAAGGAUACUUGGUGCUUAAGAGUUCAAGCUAUAAAGUAGUACCUGUUUCCCUCGCUGAGGUCUACCUCUUGCAGUGCAACAUGAAAUUCCCUACCCAAUCCUCAUUUGAGCGUGUGCUACCACUGCUGAAUGUGGCUGUGGCAUCCUUACAUCCUAUGACAGAUGAUCAGCUUUAUCAGGCAAUCAAUGCAGGAAGUAUUGAUGGCAGUCUUGAGUGGGAGGACUUUCAACAGCGGAUGGACAAUCUUUCCAUGUUUCUGAUAAAACGGCGGGAUAUGACACGGAUGUUUGUUCAUCCAUCCUUUCGAGAAUGGCUGAUAUGGAGAGAGGAUGGAGAAAAGACAAAGUUCCUUUGCGAUCCCAGGAGUGGCCAUACAUUACUGGCAUUUUGGUUCUCUCGUCAAGAAGGCAAACUGAACCGCCAACAGACCAUUGAGCUGGGACAUCACAUCCUUAAAGCUCACAUAUUCAAGGGUCUGAGCAAAAAAGUUGGAGUUUCAUCAUCAAUACUACAAGGGUUGUGGGUAUCUUACAGCACAGAAGGACUGUCCACAGCAUUAGCAUCUUUACGCAAUUUAUACACUCCAAACAUCAAGGUGAGCCGUUUACUGAUUUUGGGCGGUGCCAAUGUGAAUUACCGGACAGAGGUGUUGAACAAUGCCCCAAUAUUGUGCGUCCAGUCCCAUCUUGGUAACUCAGACAUGGUUGCACUCCUGCUAGAGUUUGGAGCGAACGUGGAUGCUUGCUCAGAGAGUGGGCUGACUCCCUUGGGCUAUGCAGCAGCUUCUGGACACCUCACUGUUAUUCAGCUACUUUCCAAAAGACGUGCAAAGGUGGACCACCUGGAUAAGAAUGGACAGUGUGCUCUGGUCCAUGCGGCAUUGCGAGGCCACUUGGAAGUGGUUAAGUUCCUGAUCCAAGCAGAUUGGACACUGGCAGGACAACAGCAAGGGGUAUUUAAGAAGAGUCAUGCAGUUCAACAGGCACUUAUUGCUGCGGCAAGCAUGGGAUACACUGAGAUUGUGUCAUAUCUCCUGGAUCUGCCAGAAAAGGAUGAGGAAGAAGUGGAACGAGCACAGAUUAACAGUUUUGACACUCUUUGGGGAGAAACAGCAUUGACUGCUGCAGCUGGACGAGGCAAGCUGGAAGUGUGCAGAUUGCUAUUGGAACAAGGAGCAGCAGUGUCACAAUCCAACCGGCGAGGAAUUGUCCCACUGUUCAGUGCAGUGAGACAAGGACACUGGCAGAUCGUGGAUUUACUGUUAACUCACGGUGCCGAUGUAAAUAUGGCAGACAAGCAGGGUAGGACCCCUCUAAUGAUGGCGGCUUCAGAGGGACACCUGGAUACAGUGGAGUUCUUGCUUGCUCAAGGAGCAGCGCUUUCACUAAUGGAUAAAGAGGGAUUAACUGCCCUCAGCUGGGCAUGUCUGAAGGGUCACUUGCCAGUGGUUCAGUCCUUAGUAGAAAGAGGUGCUGCUACAGACCAUGCAGAUAAAAAUGGACGGACACCUCUGGAUCUUGCUGCAUUUUAUGGUGAUGCAGAUGUUGUGCAGUAUCUCGUUGAUCAUGGAGCAAUGAUUGAGCAUGUGGACUACAGUGGCAUGAGACCCUUGGACAGAGCAGUGGGGUGCCGCAAUACAGCAGUGGUGGUUACCCUCCUGAAGAAAGGAGCCAAGAUAGGUCCAGCGACGUGGGCAAUGGCCACCUCAAAACCGGACAUCAUGAUCAUCCUCCUGAGCAAGCUGAUGGAAGAAGGAGACAUGUUUUACAAGAAAGGAAAAGUGAAAGAAGCAGCACAACGAUACCAAUACGCAUUGAAGAAAUUCCCACGAGAAGGAUUCGGAGAAGAUUUGAAAACUUUUCGGGAGCUGAAGGUGUCCCUGUUGCUGAACCUCUCACGAUGUCGGAGGAAAAUGAAUGAUUUUGGGAUGGCGGAGGAGUUUGCAACCAAAGCAUUGGAGCUGAAACCCAAGGCAUAUGAAGCAUAUUAUGCCAGAGCUAGAGCAAAAAGAAGCAGCAGGCAGUUUCCAGCCGCUCUGGAAGAUUUGCAUGAAGCAGUGAAGCUUUGCCCAAAUAACCGUGAAAUACAACGUUUGUUGAUACGAGUAGAAGAGGAGUUCAGGCAGAUGCAAUAUGGUCAGCAGAUGCAGUAUGCUCAACAACAGCAACAGCAGCAGACUCAGCGAGAAGACGUAGACUCUAUGCAUGAAUUAUAUGACGAGGAAUAUUUGGAGCAGGAGUUGGACAAUGUCUCUGUUAGCUUACAGACAGAACCGAGACCUAGCCAAGGGCUGCCUGUUAUCCAGAGUCCACCUUCUUCCCCUGCACACCGUGAACCCAGCUACAGAUCCAGCUCGCCUCUCAACUCCCACCAGGUCUUUGACUACAGACCAAACCCUUCAGUCUCCUCUCCGACCCGGCAGGGGCAGGGCUACCAGUCCACAUCACCAUCGCUUUCUCCAACUCACCAGAAUUCUCAUUAUCGGCCUAGUCCUCCGCCUACCUCCCCUGCUCAUCAGGGGUCUUCAUAUCGCUUUAGUCCACCCCCAGUGGGUGGACAAAGCAAAGAAUAUCAGUCCAGUCCCCCUCCAUCACCGUUGCGUAGAGCCCCACAGUACAGAGCCAGUCCUCCUGCAGAUAGUAUGAGUGUGUAUAGGCCUCAGUCUGGCUCGCCAGUUCGGUAUCAGCAAGAACCCACCAUCGGUCAGCUUCCUGGUAGGCCAAAGUCUCCUUUGUCCAAAAUGGCCCAAAGACCCUAUCAGUUAUCUCAACCUCCAUCAGGUUUACCCCAGCAAGGGCUUAGAUUGCAGCCAGCUAAGGCCCAAAUUGUACGCACUAAUCAGCCCAGCUCUGCAGUACAUUCUAGUGCUGUUAUACUUGGUGGAGCUUAUGGCCAAGGGCCCCACUCUAUGAGCACUAAACAUCAAUCGUCUUCAGUUGAUAUGGCUCCUACUCAAAGUCGUCUGGUUUACCAGCCUGUAAUGGGAGGAGUGGUGGCAGACAGCAGACCUGUGCAGCAUGUGCAAGCCAGUCUAAGUGCCGGUGCAAUAAGCAAUGUUUGCCAGCAUCCAGGAACAGUGAUGACUAAAGAGGAUCACAGCCAAAGACCCUCUUCUGCCUUUCGAGGAGGGAUGAGGUAUGGCCAAACCCCUCAGAUUGGUCGCAGUCAGUCUGCUUCGUAUUAUCCUGUUUCCCACUCCAAGCAUGAAUUAGAAAGGUCCUCUGUACCGUCCAGUCAGAUUGCAUCUCCAGAUGUAUCUCACAUUAUCAGGAGGGCACUCACUGUGAAUCCUCCAGAAAUUAAACCUCACCCACCAACACCUCGACCACUGCUCCAUUCUCAAAGCACUGGCCUUCGUUUCUCCCCCUCUAACAAUAGCCUUUCUUCUAGUUCCAAUGUUGUGUCCUCAUUCCGCCCUUCUGCCUCCAUCCAACAGAUGGAGAUUCCACUCAAGCCCUCUUAUGAAAGUCGAUCUUGUGAGGAACAGUCCCCCAUCUCCCCAACACAAGGUUACCCUGGAGAUUCUGGCCGCUCCAGGACCACGCCUUUCAUGGGGAUAAUAGAUAAAACAGCACGGACACAGCAGUACACUCACAUGCACCAGCAGAGCCGGACGUGGGCUGUGUCCUCUGUUGACACUGUCAUCACCAGCCCCACCUCCUCUGGAGGGAUGUCCCCCCAGUCUGGCUCCUAUAGUCCACCCCCAGUGAGUAACAUUGCUUUCUUCAAUAAGACUAACAAUGCCCAAAAUGGCCACCUAACAGAGGAUGACAUGUGCGUCUCCCAUGGGAAGCUAACCAAUGGAUCCCGGGCAGAGAUUUUGGAAAGGGUUAGUCAGGCUCCCUCAUACCCAGAUGUGAAGGUGGCUAGAACAUUGCCUGUUGCCCAGGCAUACCAGGACAGCAUAUAUCGGCAGCUUUCCAGAGACUCACGACAAGGGCCAACGUCACCUUUAAAACCAAAGAGACCAUUCGUAGAGUCAAAUGUAUAAAGGGAAUUCUCUAGAUUCCAAAUCCCAUAUUGUGAGCAGGUUUGCAAUUAAACUCCUUGCUCAUGUAGCCACACAGUGCACUGUACAAUGAAGCUGCUUCCACUUACAUAUGAAAUAAGCCAGAAAAAAACAUAAUAGUGGGUUCAGUUCCAUUCCGUUGCUUAAUUAUGAUUAGUUUCUAACUUUUCUAACUGGUGUACAAAAAUUUAAAUGUCGGGGGAAAAAGGUAAUAUGAAUAUCAAAGUAUGAAUGCUUAAGUGACGAAUGUUUAGACUAAUGCAUUAUCAGGUCAGUUCACAUUUUUACUUUACAUAGGUAGGUUAACAUGUACUUAUGGGUAAUUUUAUUUAGGCUUUUUAAAGAAGUCUGACGCAUAAGUUACAAUAAGGUGCAGAUAAUGACAUUUCUUUUCAAAGACGCUGUGAUUUGUACAGCUUGUAAUCAGUUUACUAUGAUUUCUACGUAAUGGGUGCAUUACACGGAACUGUCGGUACGUUUUCAGAACCUCACACCAAUCUGCAUUUAACCUUGAGAUCAGUUCUCUGCACUAGCAUGGGAUCGGGACUAAUUUACCUUCAGAGAUGAACAGUGAGUGUUUGCUUAAGCUUCAAGGUUAUUCUGUUUAAUACUGUAAAUGUUGUAUGAAGUUUUGCUCUCUACGGACCUGUAGUUAAUAAUAUUUAAGAGUAUUUUAAGUUAAGUCAACUUGUAUCAGGUAAUUUUUUUAAAACUUUAUUUUAAACCAGGUGCAACUAUUAUUGAAUUGAUGAAUAGAAGGGGACAUUCCCAAAAGCAAGGAUAUGGGAGCUGAUUUCCCACUGGCAUUCUCCCACUCCUUCGCCAUAUCUUUGACGGAAGAGCCACAGAAACCCCAGGAACAGGGCAUGGACACCAUUUUUCAGGGGUUCUCAGUGCUAUUCUCCUGAAUGAGUGGGAGAACACUCCCAGGAUGCUUUCCAUGUUUUUACUGGGCUAGUCUGUCCAUCUCUUGCAUUGACUGCAGUGUUCUGUCCCAUCUCUCUCAAAAAGAAAACCAGUCAUUCUUAUUGAAAUUUGUUUGUUUUGGUGUCAACACUGGAACACUUUCACAAUUCACACCCCAAUUCUGUCCUACAGCAACUGCAAACAUCAUUGCCUUAAAAUUUCUAAUUCAAAAUAAUUGUAAAAAAAAAGUUGCAAAAAAAAUCUGUGAAAUGUUUGGUCGACUUCGGUAAUUCGUAUUCCCAAUAUCCUUAAAUUUAAAAAUUGGAAUUUUGUUAACAUUUUGAUGAUUUUAACAGGAUUGUCGUCUUUUUAAUCUGUGUUAUUUUAAAGUGUUAUCGAAUAUGUUUAGUGGUAAUGCUCAAUCAGAUUUGUUUGCACUGACCAAAAAGCUGCAAAUUCACAUUCUAACCCUUCUUUGCCUCCACUGCCUUUGUUUCAGUAAUGUCACUUUCCUUGUAAGAUUUUGGACCCCAACCUAGAAAUUCCACUUGCACUAUCUUGUUAGGACAGAAUGAACUCCCCAAGCAAAGCCUGUCCUGUUUUAGUCCAUUGCUCUUCCAAUCUAAAAGGACCAUAAAGGUUUAAUAGUGUAUUCAUGUCUUGAAUAUGGAUUUAUACAACAUGUUGUACAUGUACUUGAAUUAAGCUAGGUUAUUUGUCCCAAUUAACAUCCCGGAGUUCGUUUCCAGCUUUAUUCUGCAUUUUUUUUUUCAAUUAUCUUCUUCCCCCACCUCUUGUUUUAAUAUAUUUCCUUCUAAGCGGAGAGUGGAUCCUUGAUAUCCUGAUUCGAAAACUGAACCACAGUUAUUGUGGAAUGAACUGGUAUGAAGUUCAUGUCUUGGCUCACGUGUUUCCAGAUCUCGUCUGUUGGGAAGUGUUUGUCUUCUGCUUGCCACUACCUCUCUUCACCUAGCAACAACAGGAAUUCACUCCAUCAAUAUUGUUCCAUGGCACAUCAUCAUCUCUCCAUUUAUUAGCAGUACUUUAAUGCCAUUUUUAUCAUUCUCGCCUUUCAUUCACCUUCUUUUCUCAGUUUCUUUUUCUGAAUGUAUGAAUUGGCCCAUUGCCUGACUUCAUUUGUGAGACAGUUUGCUUUUUAAGUUGUAUCUAUUUCACUUCCAUAUUUGGAAAUGUCCCCAAAUGGAUUUCAGAUAAACAAAGUUAUAUGAAGUCACCUUAGCAUUAAAAUAUACACGGAUAGGCAAAAAAAAUCUAAUCACAAUGUGGAGUUCCUUAAUUACACCAACACAUUUUUUCACAGAAUUCUUAUACUGAAAGUUUGUCAUCUGUAUUUCCUGUAUAUGAGUGCACUUUAUCGUUAACUUUUAUAUGCUGGAAUGAUAAUCGUGACUAGUGUUCUCAUUAGGAGAUAAACAGUUGUGACCCUUGGUGUAUUUCACAGAAAAAAGCAAAAUACUAAAUUUGUAGCACAAAUAAUUUGCUGUAAAUACAUGUCACGGUAUCCCUCAAACGCUCUUCCUUGGAAACUCCAACAGCGCACAACUUAACUCUCACUUUCACCGUGUAUAUAUUGUGCAUAAAAUAGAAAUGGUACAUGUUACCUGAAAUACAUACAAAAAUCAGUCUUCUGCCACGUGCCUAUAAUAUUUUUGUAGUACAUAAUUCAAUAGUAAAAACCCACUGUUACAUUGAUGAGAGAGGGCAUGCAAAGUAUGCUGAUUACACACUGUUGUUUAUGAAUCUAGAUUAGAACAGCACAAUUAAACAUUGAGGAUGAGUAUUUGGAUUUGCUAUCUGCAAAUUCUAUCGGUCUGGACUCUGGAUAAAAGAAACUCGAUUUGCAAGAGUUAGCGAGGAGGGAUGAGAAAAUAAGACCUCCCAAAACUGCCAGGGAGAUGGAUGCUACAGAUGGGUAGACCCCAUGAACCACAUGGAACAUGGCAUUAGCAUCUACAUUAGCAGGUCCACAUGAAGUGUAAAAAUAGUUGACAAUUAUCAGCACCACAGGCCAGAGAGCCAUAUGCAAAAUAACCAUUGUCACAGUGCAGAAGGAACAAAAUGGAAAAAUGGCAGUAUUGUUUUCUUAACUCUGACCUGACAAAAUGCACAAUUAGCAACAAAGUUUGGUUUAUAUUCUGAAUAAAUCCUGACCACACUAAUUCAGCAUGAUCUGGAUUUGUAAACCUCUUUAGGGCCCAUUAUUCAUAAGAUUUCCCAACAAACUAACCAAAAACUUAAUUUGGAGUUAAGUUGUGUUGGCUGAAUGUUUCCUCUAGCCUGCAGCUUUUAAAAUCACAGGAGCUUGCUAACUCACCAGUGUCACUGCAGCUCCCUAUUCUUGCUAACACUCUCUCUAGCUAGCUCUACACAGACCAGUUAAGAUGUAGCAUAAUUCUAAUUAUUGAAGUGCAGAUUUACAUAUGUCUUGCUGGGUCUUGCAGUUCAUGCUGAAGAAAUAGUUGUUACUUUUGUUGGCCCAGCUGCUUCAGUAAUAAUUCAAUAAGGUAAAUUGUGGCCAGUAUGAACGAUGCACUCCUAAUGCCAGCAGAGCCUUGGCAAUUGCCCCUCAAUAGGCUAUCUGAAGGAACAUUUUAGAAGUAAAAUGUGAUUUGAAUUUUACUUUCUGGCCUAUUUACAGAACACUGAAUUGCUGUUAUAUAAUAUAAUUUACUCAUAAUUCUAAUUUAUGACACAUAAUAGUAUCUUCAUAAUAUACCAAACAUUCUUCCAAUUUCUCCAGUGAUGUUUUGAAACACCCUCUUUAACUGAAACAAAUUAUGGGGCAUUAAUUCUUUAACUUCUUGGUUUCUAAGGUGCAAAAACAUUCAAAUUGAAUUCCGUAUACAUACUACACAACUAGUGGCUUUUAAAGAAAAAAGGAACCUAAUCCACAUGAAUGAAAGUGCAGAAACCCUUACCUUAACACAAGGAUAAGGGGGAUGGGGGGAAAUCAAGUCUAUAUAGACCAACAAUAGGUGUCUUAAAAUAUGUCAAUGAAUCGCCAUGGAGAAACUGGUUAAACCUUGUAAUAUGCAGUGUUGGAGAGCUACUUAAAACAUUCAGGAAUUUACUAUUUAAAAAGUGCCAUGAUUUGAAAAUGUAAUUUAGUAAGUACAUAUCUACAGAUAUCUGUUGCUUCUCUCUCUUUCUCUCUCAUGAUUCCAAAGUUCAGUAUUUGAUAUUUGAGCUGGCUUAUUUUCCACAUUCAUUGUAGAGUUAAAGGAGGAAAUUAAAAUAUUGGGGCAAGGUGCAAUACAUAGUUCAUGGACAUCAAUUGUCAGACCUUCACCAGAAUUAUCACAUUAAAAAUAGCCCUGUGAGGUUUCCGAACAUUGUUUAUUGAAAUGUACAUGUAAACCUUCAUUCUGAUUUUUAAAAAUGGUUAUGUAUAUUUGCAGUUAAGAUUAUCAACCGUAAUCAUAAUUAACACUCCGGGUAGAUAGCACACUUCAGACCUAAAACAGCCUGGUCCUUUCUUCCAUUUGGAUUCAUCCAAAACAGAAUACAAUAUAUAGCAGGAAUUAAUCUUCCUUCAUAAUGAGGAGUGCAAUGUUAUUUUUUGUUGAGUAAAUAGAUACAGACUCAGCUGCGGCAGGGAUGCAUGUAGGUACUUUUUUCUCCCCUUGAAAAUGGUAGAACAGAAUACUAAACAUUUGAAUGUAAUUGCAGAAAAUUAUAUUGUACCAUGUGUCAUUUCUGUGUGGAUCCAUGGAUUCCUUUAUUUUUUUUCUGUACUGUUAAUAAUGCACCAAGAAGGCAUCUGUAUACAGUGAGACACCAGCUGGGGAACUGUAUAAAAAUCUUUGGUUUUCUCUCGUGUCUCUGUCUCUCUACCCAUCUAUCUAUCUCUCUCUCUCUCUCUCUCUUUUGAUGUAAAGAAUUUUUCUCUGUAUAUUAUAAACUGCAUGUUUUGUUCCAGUUACUGAUUAAUAAUUACAAAAAGUUGUGAUAUUGUAUCCAGGUCGCCCUGGGCUGCGGCCCUUUCCAUAUUUUGGAUGGAGAUUUCUCUUUGCUGUAUCGCUUGCUGAGCAGAGUAAUAUUGUCUGUACAUGUGGGCUGUGAGUUAGUGCAAAAACAAAACAAAAUAAAUUAAAUGAAUGCUUCUGUUUUUAUUUUUCAUUUACAGAUUGUGAUCUGUACAAUUUACUGUAUGAAAAUACUGUACCUAUUUAUAAAUGGUUAACACUUCAAAUUAAAUGAAACACAACUGCCUAACUUUCA